AUGACGGCCGAGAUCAAACACACCGACGGCGCCAAGCUGUCUGUCCUGCGAGGCUACGACACGUCCCAUCUCGUCGUCGACGAGACGUGGGAGAAGCAAAAGUCGGGCGAUGUCGAGUUUCCCAAAUCCCAGGCUGUCGCAGCUCAAGACGCCAUUGCCGAAGGUGGACGAACAUAUCACGGCUACAACGCUGGCUCCUAUUAUCUACCAAAUGAUCCUGCGGAACACGAACGACUGGAUCACCAGCACCGCAUGGUACGCCUCAUCCAGCAAGGAAAGCUCGGACUCGCGCCUGUCAAGGAUCCCAAGAAUGUUAUUGACGUCUGCACCGGCACCGGCAUCUGGGCCAUUGAAUAUGCCACCGAACAUCCCGAUUGCACGGUCUUGGGAAGCGACCUGAGCGCCAUUCAGCCCCGCGAGGGCGUGCCCAAUUGCACCUUUAUCCAGCACGACGUCGAGAAGCAAGACUGGGACUAUGGCCGCCAGUUUGAUUAUGCGUACUUCCGCUACAUGGUGACGUGCUUUGACGACAUGCCCGCUGUCCUGCGCAAGGCCCGCGACAGCCUGCGCGAGGGCGGUUACAUUGAGAUUUUUGACACGCCCAUCCAGGCCCUCAGCCUCGAUGGCAGCAUCGACGGCACUGCGCUCGAGGAGUGGGGCGACGUCGGGCGCGCCGCCGGCAAGAAGCUCGGCCGCGACAUGGCCAAGCCGCGGCAGUACAAGCGCUGGCUCGAGGAGGCGGGCUUUGUGGAUGUUGUCGAGACCAUUAUCGCGGCGCCCGUCAAUGAGUGGUGCAAAGACGAGCGUCAGAAGGAGGUGGGCCGCUUCAUGUUUCACGAUUUUUAUGCCCUGGUUGGCGGGCUUAAGAAGCUGGUGCUCGCGGCAGGCUACACGUCGGACGAGGCCGACGACUUUUUGCGCCGCAUCCGCAAGACGCUCGAGGACCCUAAAGUGCACGCCUACUAUGAAAAAUACAUCGUAUACGGCCGAAAGCCCCGUGCGGAUGAAGUCCCUGUCAAGGCUCCCGUGGCCGCCGAGCCGGAGAAGAAGGACAUAGAGGCCGCCGUCCAGUCCGAGAAGCCGUCCGGCUUCGGCGCGAUGAUCUUGUCGUCGCUGGUCAAGUGCAAAGAGUCUCUGAGAAUGACGCUCCGAAACAGGCUCGGCUUGGACGUCUAG
Messenger RNA from Beauveria bassiana ARSEF 2860, 1176 nucleotides. RefSeq names its product methyltransferase domain-containing protein. NCBI's taxonomy places the organism in Eukaryota, Fungi, Ascomycota, Sordariomycetes, Hypocreales, Cordycipitaceae. The coding region runs from base 1 to 1176 and encodes 391 amino acids. The transcript has 7 exons. Gene Ontology annotation, molecular function: methyltransferase activity. The record is from RefSeq and is a predicted model, not a curated record.